Messenger RNA from Cooperia oncophora, 423 nucleotides. Lineage: Eukaryota; Metazoa; Nematoda; Chromadorea; Rhabditida; Trichostrongylidae. The record is from the annotation of a GenBank genome assembly.
AUGCAGCGGCCAGCGCCUUAUUCGUAUCAUUUGGAUGAUCAACCACGGGCUGUGCCUUCCGUCUAUGCCGCUGAUCUGGAACUCGCUCGUGGAGCUGCCAACACCACAACCUAUGUACAGUCUGGAUUUCAUGGCACUAUACCACAAACGAAACAACUCGAAAACUUGAAGUUGAAUGAAUCUGGUGAUCCUCCACGACCCGUAUACUCAAGAUAUGCCAACUUACCCGUUUACUAUAACUCGACAACAGAUACAAUGUGGGAUAAUGAAAUGGCUUGGAGCUAUUCAUAUCAUGUGCCUCCAGCCAAAGAGAUGUCCUUCGGCAAAGGAGCUGAUACGCUCAAACCGAGCACACCAACGGGCAGCGCUUCAAAAAGCCCGUUAAUUAAAGAGAAUCAAGUUUCUGCCUACUUCGAUCCAUAG